Arabidopsis thaliana (thale cress) is the source of this 933-nucleotide messenger RNA. Its product is annotated as DNA-directed RNA polymerase III subunit. The record is from RefSeq and is marked reviewed. The transcript is spliced from 2 exons. Bases 138 to 674 code for a protein of 178 amino acids. NCBI's taxonomy places the organism in Eukaryota, Viridiplantae, Streptophyta, Magnoliopsida, Brassicales, Brassicaceae. Gene Ontology annotation, cellular component: nucleus. Gene Ontology annotation, biological process: transcription by RNA polymerase III.
ACGUCCCAAUGGAAAGGUUGAGAAGAGGCGAUAACCCUAGGAGAAGAUAGAGUUGUUGGGUUUUGGUUUGGCUCAUAUCUAACUUAGAUCUUGUUUGUGAGAUAUCGCAGCACCACUCAAGCCGUGAAUUUGGGUCCAUGUCUUGGAAAGGAGGCCGAGGAAAACCAAAAGGAUAUGGCGGCGAUUAUGGCAAGCCUGAGCCUUUUGUGAUUUUCCCUGAAAUUACGUUACCUGAUCCAAAAUCAAUCUCAACAGACUCGCAAUUAGUUGUAGUUCAAAGCUACUUUACUUUCAAUAAGUUUUGGAUGAAUUCUCCUUAUCACUUAUGCGAUGGUGGUGUUUCUAAGAAAGAGAAAGCGAGUUUAGAUAUUGAGAGACCUGAUAACUUCUCUAAAGAACUUGUUGGAGAUACUCGAAGAGAACAACGGCCUGUGAAGAGAGCUAAAUGGAGUCAAGAAGCUGAUUUGCAGAAAUUGGAUGUGUUUGAGAAGCUUGAGUCUAAGUUUAAGACUCAAGGCAAUGAAGAGAAAGAAGACGGAGAAGAUGAUGAACAAGUUGUGGAAUCAGAAGGAGAAGAAUCAGAUAACGGAGAUUAUGAUCAGAAUCAAGACUUUGAUGAUGAUGAAGACGAUUAUAAUCAUGAGGAGGAUGGUGGAUUUGAAGAGGUGUAUUAAGCUGCUUCUCCUUUUCCCAAAAGAAUCAAGUUUUCCAGUCAAGAGAAGACUAUUUGGUGUAAUUUCUCAAUAAGCAUAUACCAUCUUGAAAUUUUACACCAUAAAAGUUAGUAGCACUAUUAUGGGUGCAGAUGGUUGCAUAUGAAUGAUGAUCUUUUUAGUUGUACCAAUUUUUAGAAAUUGUAGUUGGUGAAGGUUUCGUGGACAAAUCUUAUUGUUUGUAGAAAAACAUUUUCUGAUAACAUAACUUUACUUGAAC